Messenger RNA from Strongylus vulgaris, 513 nucleotides. The record is from the annotation of a GenBank genome assembly. Lineage: Eukaryota; Metazoa; Nematoda; Chromadorea; Rhabditida; Strongylidae.
AUGGAUCAAUCACUGGUAAAUUUGAAAAGAGUCGAUCGUUUUCGCUCCGCAUGGAACGAGCACGACAAAGAGCUGUGUGUUGGUCGUUCACCGCUGGCCAUGGGUGCGUCGUUAUCUACGCCGUCUCCAGUACGGGCCUUAAUCGGACAGUUUGAUCGUCUGCAGUUAUGUAGCAAGGAUAAAGAUGAUGUGGAAAAAGAGAAUACCGAACCUGCAAAGCAGCAGAAUAUUCAGACAACUAUAGUCACACAGCCGGCUCCGACGAGCAUCUUUAUCUCAGACAUCGAAAAACCUCCUCUAACGGUAGCCAACUCACCGCCAGAAGCUAAAACAAAAAAAGAGCAUCCUAUUGUCGAAGAGAUCACAAGUGAGCUGACAGUGCCUAGCCCAACUCCUCCGAUAAAAUCUGAGAUGCGAACUGGCGAGGACUUCUCACAGCUUCUUGAAUCCGUUCGAUCCAGACUUCAAGCGUCCACCAAGAAAGUACUCGCAGAACUUGAAGAGGUUCGUUAA